Molecule: messenger RNA, 1728 nt
Organism: Penicillium odoratum
Lineage: Eukaryota; Fungi; Ascomycota; Eurotiomycetes; Eurotiales; Aspergillaceae
Exons: 3
Coding region: 1-1728 (575 amino acids)
Source: RefSeq, a predicted model, not a curated record
AUGCAGCAUCUUGGCGAGUCUAGUACAAUGCGUCAACACAACAGCAAUGCCAGAUCAACCCAGCCUGGCCCCCAUAUGUGUCGAGUGCACAAUCUGGAAGCAAAGUUCUUCUUGAAUCGCCCAGUGGAGGAUCUGAUUCCUGCCAAGUACAUGAGACGAGCAGAAAAUAACUCGACUGUGCAACGCAAGCCAUGGAUAUUUCGUGGUGCUGUCGAUGAUGCCCGAGAUGUGGACCAGAGCGACUGGUCUGAAGUCGAUAUCCGAUACCGAGGAGUCUUCAAGACACUACUCAAAGUCCCUCCUUUUAGCAAAGGACUUUGGGAGGGCGGGUCUGAAGAGCAUAUGCCCCAAGAUGGUACCAGAAAUAUGCGAACCCAGGCACAGGUCAUGUACGCACUGGUGAGUGAGGUUGGCGAGAUGCUUGAUCUGCAGCGACCUACUCGAGAGGGUGACGCCGUCUUUUUCUUGAAACCCAGGUUGGUCUCCACAACCCUCGAAUACUGGACUGGAUAUCGCGAGAAACACAGAGAUGGUCCCCACACAUCCGGCUUCGUUUCUCUAGAAUUCGGGCCCGAUAGUGGUCAAUGCUUGCGAAUACUCCCUGUGUCGGCAGUAAGUUUCACUCUAGCGUCUUCAGAUGACCCCUCUAACCAACACUUCCAGACAACCAAAGACGAGCACCUUAUCUCAGCCCUAAACGCCAAGUUCAAACUGAUGCUAGGCCAACUCCUUCUGCAUGUUCGUCCCCUCCACAUCCCCGGCGACAAACUGCCCGACCAAGAGAUCUUCCUGCUGGGUCUACACGGCUCAAAGCUUCACCUCUUGCGAGCCUACUUUCCCGGCCAGAAAAUCUCCAGCCUUUGGUGUCGCCGCGAAGUUCCAGGUCCAGUGACCCACACCUUUCAACCCAACCAUCGUCGCCGAGCACACUCAACACCUUUGACAGCGCAUGCAUCCCACAUUGAAAACUACGACGCUGAUACGGAAUAUGACUCUUUCGACGAGGAUAUACUUCUCGGUACAUUUCCAGCCACCUCCACAGCUGCAGGCGUAAGCGUAAACGCGGACAUGGCUACACCCCCCCGUCCACCUACUCGCCGAGGCCGAAGUGGUUCCCUCCGCGGUCCCCGCUUCUACGGAGAAGAGAACCUCGAGCGAAUGCGUCGUCAGUUCGAAGCUACCCGUCUGCGCAUGCUAGACGGGGAGCCAAAGCUGCGCACAUUCCGGGUCCUCGGAACACAGGAGUACGAUCUAUGGGCGAAGCAGGAUUUCGCAGCCGCAGUGAAGUUACUCGCUGCGCUGCAGAUGUAUCUACUGAGUGGGGAAGCAAAAUGCGGAGCUAUGCAGGAUGUGUUUGAGAAGCACCCCAUCAAUGGAGCGGAUGAGGGAGAUGAUGCUGUGGACUCGGACUCGUCUUCAGAUUAUAUGUUUCCUGGACCUAUUUCUCAGCAGGAUAGGACGGCGUUGUUGAAGGAGCAUUUUGAAAUUGAGGAGAAGAGACUUGCUACGAUGGAGGAGGAGUUGAAGGAAGCUGAGAUUGCGAAGUGGGCGGAGGAGGAUAGGGCUGCUCGGGUCUCGGAGGCGAUGGAGGUUGGGGGUGGUAAUCGGAUUUCGAGUUUUCGGGAGGCGAGGAAGCCUUGGUGGGAGUUUGUUUGGGAUGACCAGGAGGGUUUUGUGACAAAUCACACGGAUGAUGAGGGUGAGAUGGUCGUGGGUAAUUUGAUGUAG